AGCCCUAGUUUUUCCUGAAAUUUCGAUUUGACUCUCAGCAGUCCACGUUACGCUCUCUUCUACCCUCACCUCGCCGCCUAUAAGUAACCCAAGCACGCCCCCACUGAUCUCUCUCUCUCUCUCUCUCUCUCUCUCUCUGUGUGUGUGGGUUUUAGGGUUUGAAACCCUUUGAUCCGGAAGGAAUGGCUCAAUUACUUUUCAAGUGAGCUCGAGAUUCUAUCGCGAUAAUACCCUAGAAUUCACUGGUAAGCUACUAAGCUUGUACUGUUUUUCUGAUUUUUCUCUUUCACUCCAUUCAAUUACAUCAUUCGCGGUAGUAAAAUGCAACAGUCUAGGGUUCGAAAGCGCUCUGUUCCUUAUUUUCUUUGAAAAGCACGUGAAGUGAUGUGGAAAUAAUGCAACAUUCUAGGGUUUCGCUGGAACUUCGCUUCUUGUUAAGUGGUAUGAAGUGUUGAAUAUCUAGGGUUUCUUCGGGAUUUUUGGUUCGUGUGGAGUGUUGAAUAUCUAGAGUUUCUUUGGGAUUUCGCUUCCUGGGAAGUGAUAUGAAGUGUUGAAUAUCCUGGGUUUCGUUGGAAUAUUGUUUCAUGAAAUCAUUGAAUACGUAGGGGUUCUUUGGGAUUUUUGCUUCGUGUGAAGUGAGAUAAAGUUUUGAAUAUCUAGGGUUUCUUUGGGAUUUCGCUCCAUGUGAAGUGAUAUGAAGUGUUGAAUAUCUAGGGUUUCAUUGGGAUUUUGCUCCGUGUGAAGUGAUAUGAAGUGUUGAAUAUGAGCGAUGGAGGUGGGGAGAGUGGAAGAGACAAUAAUGAGCGGAGCAAAACGAAGAAUCGUAGUGACGAUUUUGCCCGAGCUAUUGCCAAGAUUGCGGUAGCGCAAGUGUGCGAAAGUGUAGGGUUCCAGAUCUUCCAGCAGUCUGCCCUUAACACGCUGUCCGAUGUGGCGGUUAGGUACAUUCGGGAAAUAGGAAAGACGGCAAAUAACUACUCGAAUUUGGCCGGUAGAGCGGAGAGUAACGUGUUUGAUAUAAUUCAGGGGUUGGAAGAUUUGGGAUCAUGGCAGGGGUUUUCGGGUGCUUCGGAUAUUGAUCGUUGUCUUGCUGGUUCAGGUGUAGUUCAGGAGAUCAUUCAGUACGUGGGUGAAUCGGAGGAAAUUCCAUUUGCAUAUUCAAUUCCUGAGUUUCCGGUUGUUAAGGACCGAAACCCCAACCCUAGUUUUGGACAAGUUGGAGAAACAUUACCGGAUGACCAUAUUCCCCUGUGGUUGCCUGUGUUUCCUGAUCCCCAGGCUUUUUUGAACUCGCCCUCACGUAAUGACAGAGAACUAGACACACAGAUGGUUGAAAUUAAGCAUGGUAAAGAGCAGAGAAAUGUGGAACGGUCCUUGUUGAAUUUGCAGCAGCACUUGGCUUGUAAUGGGUCUGAUGUACCAACCGCUUUUGACCCCUCUGAUGCUGCAAAGGCUAAACAAGCAGCUGAAAGUAACCAAUUUCUUGCGGCCCCUUUGAGAUUUGGAGAGAAGGAAGUGUCUUCUAUGGAGCUUCCGCCUCAAGUCUUGAAUGAAACUGCAGCAAGAAGUGACGAGCUUGUGCAAAAUCAUGUUUCCAGGUUGGAGACAUUUACCCCGGCUAUUGAAGCAAUGGAGAGCACACUAUGCAAUUCUGAAGGCGGGUGGGUAGAGGUUCAGACUGAAGAGGGGAGGGAAGAGGUUCCUCUGAACACACGGGCAACCGUACAGUUUAAGUUUGGGACUCGGAAGAAGUCCUUAGGUCCAUCAAUCAACUCCUGGUUCGGUGACAAUAAUGAAAAGAGUGACAAGAAAAGGAGGGCCGAGCAAGUUCUGAAAGAAUCUACAGAAGACACGAAAGAAUUGGCUCAGUUGUAAAUUAGGUUUGUCUUGUUAGAAUUUGUAUACUUGUUUAGGAAACUGGUAGCAGAUACUGGUUCCGGGGUAGUCAGAGUCAAGAGGCAUAUAGUUGUCUGUAUAUGUACGUUACAGACUGCUAGAAUUUAACAAGUUCAGAGGUAUGUCUUUUGUUAUUUAACUUUGCCAUUGAUAAUUCUUUCUAAUUGAAAUUCUUGUUGUUACUUUACAAUCAAUUAUUGGAUAGUUUGUUAUUAUACGGCAUUCAU
This is a messenger RNA of Rhododendron vialii, 2123 nucleotides long. Its product is annotated as transcription initiation factor TFIID subunit 8-like. Gene Ontology annotation, cellular component: transcription factor TFIID complex. The coding region runs from base 763 to 1875 and encodes 370 amino acids. The transcript has a single exon. The record is from RefSeq and is a predicted model, not a curated record. NCBI's taxonomy places the organism in Eukaryota, Viridiplantae, Streptophyta, Magnoliopsida, Ericales, Ericaceae. Gene Ontology annotation, molecular function: protein heterodimerization activity.